Synchiropus splendidus (mandarinfish) is the source of this 4190-nucleotide messenger RNA. RefSeq names its product anillin, actin binding protein (gene anln). Gene Ontology annotation, cellular component: actomyosin contractile ring. The coding region runs from base 129 to 3470 and encodes 1113 amino acids. Lineage: Eukaryota; Metazoa; Chordata; Actinopteri; Syngnathiformes; Callionymidae. The record is from RefSeq and is a predicted model, not a curated record. The transcript is spliced from 23 exons. Gene Ontology annotation, biological process: mitotic cytokinesis; septin ring organization; actomyosin contractile ring assembly.
UUUCAACAGCCGUGUUUUUCAGCAGAGAGCAGAGAAACCUGGACACAACGGCACCAUCUCUUCCUACUUGAAGAGUGUGCAAAGUUCCCGUUUGUACAGUUUUGCCCAGCCAUUUGGAUAUAUCCAUAAUGGAUCCGUUUACUGCGAAACUUUUGGAGCGCACAAGGGCACGCCGGGAGAAUCUGCAGAAGAAGAUGGCAGAUGCAUCAAACAGACAGAUGGGCAAACGAGUCAGAGAACCGCUGACGGACACCAACAGUGGGCUGAAAGAACCAGCUGAUAAAGCUUCACAGAUGUCGUCCAAGCCCUCUCCAUCUAAGAGGAAGUGUUCAGGGGAAAAUGUUCAGCCUGCUUGUGGUGAAGAGAACCUGGAGCCUCCUCCCGCUGUGCCGAGUUAUCAUCCAUUACAGCCAGAUCCUGCCACCUACCAGGCGGAGAACACUCAACCCAGCGUCAGCGUUCAACCCAAGACGAUGGCAGCCACUGCUGCUCCAGAUCAUUUGAGUACCAGCAAUGUGGGAUUUGCCAAUCCUGUAACGGUUGAUCCACCAGCCGCUGAGGAACUUAAGGGAAAUUCCGCCUCAUCUGUGCAGUGCAUGAAAUCUCGUCUGCAGCGGUUAGCAGAGCAGAGGAAGUGUUGGGACGGCAUUGACGACCCAGAUGAGGUUCCAGAUGACGCUCCUCUGUCGCUUUUGAAGAGACAGCCUGAUGUCCCACCAGCUCCACCUGCCACUAAUGUGCCGGUGGGGAGGAGAGGCAGGCUGGCAAACCUUGCAGCCACCAUUGGAUCCUGGGAGGAUGAUUUAAGCCAUGCAAACACUCCCAGGGAGAACGCAAAAGGCAAUUCUGCGACCAGCUCCUGCAGUAUCAACAACGCAGGCCCUCGUUCAAAACCAGCAGCAACCACCGACCACAAAUCAACUAAUAAGGUUGACUCAGCAGCAAAGUCAAACAAAGUGACCCUUCCAAGACCUCAACAAACCUGCGAUACUUUGGGAACAUCACAUGAGGCUUUACCGAGUCCACAGAAGAACACCGAUCACAGGACGGCUUGUGUUUCUACUCCGCCCAAGACCAAGCUUCAAACUGCUGUGUGUUCUCCUGGUCCCUCAUUGUCGACUCACCUCCGGAAGAGCCCCAUGGCAAAGGUGGUUUCUUCGAAUGUUCCAAUGAACAGUCCCACUUUGACAUCAGAAAUAUGCAAAAGAGCUACAUCUGCUCAAAAGUCUGUGAUGCUGGAUGCCCCUGUCAAAUCUCCAGUUGUGAAGUCGGUUCUUGAGCGCUUUGGAGAGUGCUAUGUAGAGCAUGUAUCCCAAAGUUCUUCAGCUGCAGGAGCCCUUCAGGCCAAAUCUUCGACUCCUUCUGCUGCACCAAACUCUCGACUGGUCCAGGACCGACUAAAAGCUAUUCAAGGAACGCAGACUCACACAGCUGACCUGACCCAGCAGCAAAAGAUGCAGCGGGAGUCUGAACUUGCUCAGAUCCGGAGUCGCUUCCAAAAGGGGUGCAACAACAGUGCUUGGGGGGAAAAAGACAAAACUGAUUGCACCAGGAAGGUCAAGGACAACAAGGAUGAGCUGCCACUACCCGUGUUGGAGCCCAACACUGCAUUGAGUGAUCCAAAGAAUGAGUACAUGGCGACUCCUAUCAGCAAGGAGAAGACAAGAAGUCAGACUGCUCAAGGUGGUGGCCUGGCUCUGUCUCCUCCAGUAAUGAAGUCCAGUCCCAAGCCAGCUGUGGCUGGACUCAAGCGAGGACAUGAUGGGGAUCAUCAUGAUGAAGUUGAGGAUGUGGUCAGAGAGAUUGAAAUGAAUGUUGAUCAGUCCAUCAACUCGGCAGUCAUCAGUGAGAUAUUCAAUGUGGCGCUGGAGCAGAGCGAAAACCAGGACACAGAUGAAGAUGAGGAAGAGCCUUUAAAUAUCUCCUCCAUGUCUCUCUUGGCUCCGCUCGCGGAAACUGUUGCUGCUGUAGUCAGAAGUCCCGAGGGCAGGAUGACGACAUCCACUCCGACAAGCUCCUUCAUUGUGAAAACUAUGACUCCAGACUUUGUAUUGAAAGACAAGUCGCAGUUGGCCAGUGAGCUGUUGUCACACUCCUCUGACAGCAGCAAUGUUGUGGCUGAUGAACUGCCAUACAGCAUUGAUGCAUAUCGGUCCAUUCGAAUGAAAGAGACGGAGCGUCCACCCGUGUCCCAGAAGAAGGAGGAGUUUUCCCUGAGAGCAGAGGAGCUCAAAGCCACUUCUGGCUUUUGCAUCAAACAGAAAAUAAAGCUCUUGACAAAUGAAAUAAACCUACAGCAGACCAUUAUUCACCAGGCAAGCCAAGCGCUGAACUGCUGCACCGAUGAAGAACAUGGCAAAGGCUCACAGGUAGAAGCUGAAGCUGAGAGGGUGCUGCUAGUAGCAACUGAGAGGAGGGUGGCUCUGAAGAAAGAACUGGACCGCCUGAAAGUGGAGGGUCCGUCAAACCAGAAGAAGAUAAGCCCAGCCCCAGGAGACACUGGCAUUGCAGCAUCCAUGGGCUCCAUCACCUUGCAGGAGCUGCGCCUUCCUCUCAAAGCUGACUUUGUCUGCUCCAUGGCUAACAAGCCAGAAGCCACCAAAUAUUCGUUCUUUAUCAUGAUUCGUGCUGGACCAGAGAACACUGUGGCCACUCCACUUGCAAGCACCCAUCGGGGACUUAGUGGGGACACUUUGACUUUCCCAACCAAGUUCACCAUAUCAGAUGUCACAAGUGAUUUUGCCAUAAAUGUUGAGGUCUACAGUCUGGUACAGAAGCGUGAGGUAUUCAGCGACAAGAAAAAAAAACCCUACAAGUCAAAGGCCAUCACACCAAAAAGAUUCCUUGCUAUCACGAAAAGUGGCUCGACGCCAGUUGUGGCUAGUCCAGGAGGGCCACAUGCUGUUCGGACCAGCAACUUCGUCUUGGUUGGCUCUCAUAAGCUAACGCUCUCUUCCAUUGGCAUCACCAAGUUUCCUCUGGACAAGGUACCAUUCAUGUGUCCUUUGGAUGGCAGUAUCUCCCUCAAGCUGCAGUGUAAAGUUGGCUCUAAAAUUGAAGAGCGAGGCUUUCUGACGAUGUUUGAAGACGUCAGUGGGUUUGGUGCCUGGCACAGGCGCUGGUGUGUGUUGUCAGGAUACUGCAUUUCCUAUUGGACGUACCCUGAUGAUGAGAAGAGGAAGAAUCCCAUUGGCCGUAUCAACCUGGCCAAUUGCACCAGUAAGAUCGUGGAACCAGCAAAGAGGGAAUUCUGCGCCCGACCACACACUUUUGAGCUGAUCACAGUUAGACCAAAAAAAGAGGAUGACAAGGAAACUCUGGUCAGUCAGUGUGAGAACACCACGUGUGUCACAAAAAACUGGCUGAGUGCUGACACAAAGGACGAGAGGAAUUUGUGGAUGAAGAAACUGAACCAGAUACUGGUGGAUUUGAGAAUGUGGCAGCCGGACUCCUGCCAAUUGCCGCUGUAGUUCCUGCCACCAGCCGUCGUGUUGGUGACCAAAUCCCAUUCUGUGCAAUACAGCGUGUCAUUCUUCUGAGUUCCAAUCAAACUCGGGAUUUGCAAGUGUACUUCAAAGACAAACGCCAUAUGUUACAGCAUUUCAACGUUUGUCUGGACGGGAGGCUAGAGCAUAUAUUUUGUGUGUUUGUUGUAACUUGCAUGGCUUUAUGGCAGUUUUUGAAAAGCCACAUGAUGGUUUGUGUAUCUUUUAACUUACCAUUUAUUAAUCCGCUAAGUUAUCAUAGUGUAACAUCACACUUUGUUUGAAGUCUAUCUGAAUUUACUUUCUUUGCGGUCAUUCACCUGCACAUAUUUAUGCUUUUAUUUUUCUAAAACCGUGUCUGCUCAGUGAUUAUCCGCAUGUUUACUCAGUCCACGGUGAGCUCCAGUGCGACAUUUUACUUUUUUUUUUUUUUUUUUUUUUUUUUUUUUCCUGGCCAAAACAAUUAUUCCAUUGCUGACCAGUGUUUGCUGCAAUGUCCUGGUCUACAAAUGAUGUUAUAGAAAAUAUAUUGAUAGUGAGUUGAGGGGCUGUGUAAGAAAAUUGUAGAUGCAGAUGGAAUGAAUAUGUCAGUGGGGCUACUUCAACAAGUUUCUUUGUAGAAAUUUGUUUGGCUUCUUUUUAUUCUGCAUAUUAUAAUAUUCCAUUUAAAUGCUCUCAGCCAAAAAAUCAGCUUUUUGUUUUUAU